AUGUUUACUUCGGCAUUGAAAUCCUUUACCUCCAAUAUUUCUGCGAAUUACACGAUAUCAACUACGCCGUCUUCGAUUGCGGGAGCAUGGAAGGUCUACGAUGGAAAAAAGAAGUCAACGGGAAAAGCCGUCUCGGUCUUCGUUUUCGAACGAAAGUCUCUGGAUUCACAUUCAGGAGGACUUAGUGGUCGGUCUGGCGGGGCCUCCUUAAGGAAAUUGCAAGAUGAGGUUAUAGCGAGAGUCAAGAAGGAGUCCAAUCUUCUCGCCAGACUGCGGCACCCUAGCAUUCUCGAGCUUGCAGAACCUAUAGAAGACACUCGGAGUGGUGGCUUGAUGUUUGCUACAGAGCCAGUGACGGCAUCUUUAUCAGGUCUAUUACAUGAGAAAGACGAUCAAGAGAGAGCCGGCGGAGUUGCUGGUAGGCCCAGUCGAUAUGUGGUUGAAGAAGCGGACGGACAAAGGCGGAGAAGAGACCUAGAGAUCGAUGAGCUUGAGAUUCAGAAAGGUUUGCUGCAAGUUGCUCGAGGUCUUGAGUUCCUGCACGAGUCUGCUGGGUUAGUGCAUGGGAACCUGACGCCAGACGCAAUAUUCGUCAAUGUGAAAUCGGACUGGAAAAUAGCCGGAUUGGGAUUUGCGGGCCCUCCAGACACUUCCAGUACGCAAUCGACAAUGGCUCCAAUUUCCCUUUCAGAAGCCUUGUAUCAUGAUCCUCGCCUACCGCGAUCCACCCAGUUGGACCUUGACUAUACAUCCCCCGAUUUCGUCCUGGAUAGCAACAUCUCAUCUUCAGCUGAUAUGUUCUCACUGGGCCUACUACUGCUUGCUCUGUACAAUUCACCCCACACGUCUCCUCUGAAGACCAACUCUAAUCUCUCGACCUACAAAAAGCUUUUCUCAUCCUCAUCAACCACCCCUUCCUCAAGUAACAAUUUCCUCUCUUCGCGCCCACUCCCGAAAGACUUGAUAUCAGGCGUACUACCUCGAUUAAUCACUAGGAGGCCUGCACAGCGGAUGAACGCUCGAGAAUUCCAGCAGUCACAGUUUUUUGAUAACAUUCUUGUCUCGUCUAUUAGAUUUCUCGACGCUUUACCGGCAAAAACGCCGAAUGAGAAGUCACAGUUCAUGCGAGGCUUGCCAAAGAUCUUGGAGCAAUUCCCGAAAUCUGUGCUUGACAAGAAAGUGCUACCCGCACUACUCGAAGAGACCAAAGACAAAGAGCUUCUAUCCCUCAUUUUGCAGAAUGUCUUCAAGAUCAUCGGGAUUUUGCCGUCCGCCAAGCGGGCUAUGACUGAUAAGAUUCUUCCACAACUGCGUGAAACUUUCAUUUCUGUCGGCGGCAAAGCUGGUGCGCACGAGCGAGAUACUGCCAAAGAAGCCGGCCUGGCUGUGGUUCUAGAGAACAUGAGUCUGAUCGGAGAGAACUGUAACGGGAGCGAAUUCAAAGCUGACGUCCUCCCAAUAUUGCAGCUUGGCUUGGAGUCCCCCACUCAUGCCCUGGUCGACAAAACCCUUGGUUGUCUUCCCACUGUUUUAGCAAUUCUAGACUUUUCCACUAUCAAGAACGAGGUCUUCCCAUUGGUGGCUGCAGUUUUCAGCAAAACGAGUAGUCUUGGGAUCAAGGUUCGUGGCCUCGAAGCUUUCGUGAUCCUUUGUGGAGGGUCUGCAACGGAGGAGACCGACACCAGCGACGGGCUUGAUGGAGCUAUAAUGGGCUCCAAAAAGACCAAGCGGAGCAGCAACGCGGUACUUGACAAGUAUACCAUUCAGGAAAAAGUGGUCCCACUUAUCAAGGUGAUGAAGACGAAAGAGCCUGCAGUAAUGGCAGCAGCCCUCGCUGUUUUCAAACAAAUCGGUAACAUAGUCGAUUCUGAGUACCUGGCGUUGGAGAUUCUGCCGGUCCUUUGGAACUUCAGUUUGGGGCCCCUCCUCAACUUACAGCUGUUUCAAGAAUAUAUGGAUCUGAUCAAGAAACUGUCCGCCAGGAUUGAGACCGAACAAACGAGGAAAUUACGAGAAAUAUCAAGUUCAAACGGUGCAAAAGACGCAUCACGAUCCCAUGAUCUUGGUUCUACGAAUGGCUUCUUCGCAACAACGAGUGGGACAGAAAACGUAGGCGCAAACGAUUUUGAGCGGCUUGUGUUGGGGAAAGGGGCCACGAAUGGUUCUGACAUGCUGGGCGAAGCCCAGUCUGGAGCUCCAAAAUCUGGUGCUCCAACCUAUUCGUGGUCAUCUCCACCACUGGUUGCGAGCCAAAAUGGACCGAUGUCUAACAUGAUGAAUCCUCCGGCCCGUACUAUUACUCCGGACCAAGCCCUCAACUCCUUCGCUACGCUCAAUCCAAAACCCAACAAUAAUACCAUGAACAGCGGACUAAGUUCUUUCACACCGAUGCAGCCUACGAUGAUGCAGCCUCAAACGGCUACAGCGUCGUGGUCUUCGACCCCAAGCCAGCAACCGAUCCGUCAAUCGCAGCCAGGUUACAUGAUGCCUCCACCGGCCCAAACCCAACAGCCUGUCACACCGUUUUCCGCCUUUUCACUCCCACCACCCCCGACGUCGCCUCAGCGUUCAGGAAUGCAAUCGCAGAGCAUGGGCUACUUCCCGGCUGUGCAAGCCGGGAACAAGGGGCAAGUACCCGUUGCGCAUCAGCCAGUGCAGCAGAAGUCCGGUUUAGAUAAGUACGAGAGCUUGAUUUGA
This is a messenger RNA of Letharia columbiana, 2697 nucleotides long. RefSeq lists its product as uncharacterized. Bases 1 to 2697 code for a protein of 898 amino acids. NCBI's taxonomy places the organism in Eukaryota, Fungi, Ascomycota, Lecanoromycetes, Lecanorales, Parmeliaceae. Gene Ontology annotation, biological process: protein phosphorylation. Gene Ontology annotation, molecular function: ATP binding; protein kinase activity. The transcript has 2 exons. The record is from RefSeq and is a predicted model, not a curated record.